Canariomyces notabilis is the source of this 980-nucleotide messenger RNA. Its product is annotated as alpha-galactosidase A. The record is from RefSeq and is a predicted model, not a curated record. The transcript has a single exon. Lineage: Eukaryota; Fungi; Ascomycota; Sordariomycetes; Sordariales; Chaetomiaceae. Bases 4 to 933 code for a protein of 309 amino acids.
ACGAUGCCUGGCGUUCGUGUUGAUAACACGAAGCCAACUAUCCUGUCCAUGGAGGUGGACAAUGACAACCUCUUUGAAAGCGAGUACCGAGUGCGAAUCGGAGAUCAAGUCAAAUACCUCAUCAUCGCUCCCGGAACCUUUGAUCGAGACACACUUUCAUUUCCGCUCCAGUCGUUGUCCGAUCUUCCUUACGACCAGGAAUGGACCGUGGCCUACAUAUCACGGGAUAAGCUCAGCGGCGACUUGAAAUCCCUCCUGAUGACCAGACCACUCGCCGGCGUUGAGUGUCAGUGGCAUCAUGCUAGCAUUGAUUGCCUUCAAUUGCAGAGCACCAAGCAGCUCACGCCAACGGUGUUCGAAGCCGUCCUACUACAUUCAAACGCCUCAAUAAUGCCCCCGUCACCAGAGACAACCGUGAUCGCCAAGAUAGCCCGUUUUGAAUGGGAGGUGCCUCGCAUCAAGCAGGAAACAAGAGCGUAUCAACUACUCGAAGGUCAUGGACUGGCUCCGCGCUUUCUCGGCCAUGUCCAUGAGAAUGGACGUGUCAUGGGGUUCUUGCUGGAAAAAAUCGAGGGACGCUCCGCUUCUCUGGCGGAUCUGGACAUGUGCGAGGCCGCACUGGGGAAGCUUCACGCGUUGGGACUAAUACAUGGGGAUGUGAACCGAUACAACUUCUUGGUCACGGAAGAAGGUGUGAAACUACUCGACUUUGAACACUUUCAGGAGAACGCUUGUCCCGACGUAAUGGUUAGAGAGUUGGAGAGUUUGCCUGCUGAACUGGCCGACGAGUCUGGGCGCGGCGGAGGAUUCAUAUUUUGUGAGGAUGAUGAGGAUAGUGACGAUCCUGAAGCCAGCGACGCGCUCGCCAUUGCGGUUUCGUCUUCCUUGGAAGUCCGAAAGGGAUGCUACGGCGAUGAGGCGGUUCAAUUCUAGCUACGACUGCCGUAAAGGUAUUAGUUCGUAGAUCCCAAAUAGACUAA